Messenger RNA from Lolium perenne, 789 nucleotides. RefSeq lists its product as uncharacterized. Lineage: Eukaryota; Viridiplantae; Streptophyta; Magnoliopsida; Poales; Poaceae. The record is from RefSeq and is a predicted model, not a curated record.
GGCUGGUACUUUGCCACCAAAAUGUUCUUCUCCUUGUCAUCUCGUGUGGAAGCAAGGCAGCAAGAUGAUGUUGAGGAGAUCAUAGAGGCAAUGUCUAGCUACAUGAUGUUCCUCCUUGUUGAACGUCCCCACAUGCUACCUAGCCCGGUUAGCCCGGGAUUGUGUGCCAAUGCAGAAGCAACAUAUGUGAGGCUUGGUUUGUCUGGCGUGAAGGAUCUUAUUGAACGCAUCAGAGAACACAGCAGAAGAAGGGAGGCACUGCUCAGAAGAAGGAAGCACAUGGAAACACUAUAUCGGAAUCAGCACAUGGAUGGGCUGGAGGAGCGGAGCAUAAGAAGGGAGGAGCUUGACACAACAAAUGAGCUGGACAGAAGAAUAGAGGAGCUGUACACAAGGGAGGAUCUGUUGGAGCAGGACAGAAGAAGGGAGGAUCAGUCCGUCGUAUCCCGUGGAGCGGAGCUUGCUGGAAGGCUGCUAGACAUGGAGGCACGGGGCGAGCAGGAGGUGCGGCAGGUGGUACUUGGGGUGUGGGUGGAGAUGCUCUGCUAUGCGGCGCACCACUGCAACAGGGAUUCCCAUGCCAGUCAGCUCAACAGUGGUGGUGAGUUCAUUACCAUCGUCUGGCUCCUAUCAGCUGCCAUGUUCAAUUCCCGAUACUGUGACCAGCCCUGGUUUGUGGAGCACGUGCAGGACUUCUUCAGGUCACCAUUACCAGUCCAGGACAAGUCCGGGUGGUUCCGCGGGAUACUCUUUUGCUGCCGCAAGAGGGAGAGAUCGGUUACUGUUUGA